Messenger RNA from Nematolebias whitei (Rio pearlfish), 1236 nucleotides. RefSeq names its product presenilins-associated rhomboid-like protein, mitochondrial. NCBI's taxonomy places the organism in Eukaryota, Metazoa, Chordata, Actinopteri, Cyprinodontiformes, Rivulidae. Gene Ontology annotation, molecular function: serine-type endopeptidase activity. The transcript has 10 exons. Bases 16 to 1158 code for a protein of 380 amino acids. Gene Ontology annotation, cellular component: membrane. The record is from RefSeq and is a predicted model, not a curated record.
GAGGUCAUAACAAACAUGGCGUGGAGAGGUUGCGUGGUUAAAUGGGCCAAUACAGAGUUUAUUAAGUACCCAAAUAAUAUUUCAAGAAGCUCAAGACACAACUACUACAACCAACAGAGGUCCGGUUUCCGUCGGGAAGCUAAAAAGCCAGAAGUCAAGAAAGAAAAUGUCACCCAACAAACUAAACCCUCUCCCCCUGAGGAUGGCCCAUCAGGGACCCCACCUCAUCCAGCACGCAGAAUGCCAACACUUUUUAGGCCUCUGAUGUUCACUGUGGGGUUUACAGGCUGCUCCUUUGGUGCAGCGGCCAUUCUGCAGUAUGAGGCUGUAAAGUCAAGACUUCAGACUGCAAAGGAUGGAGAGGAGAUAGAGAAACUUGUGCAGGGUUCCCAGGACAUGACGUACUGGCACGACUGGUGGAACCACCUGUCCAACGCCCAGAGACAACUCAUCCUUCUCAUAUCCAUAGUGGAUGACUUCUGGAAUGGUCUCACUGAGGGACAAAGGACAGCAACUGGCAUUAUUGCAAUGAAUGCUGCAGUUCUGUGUUGCUGGCGGAUCCCGUCCAUGCAGAAAACUAUGAUCAAGUACUUCAUGUCCAACCCAGCCUCCAAAACACGAUGCCUUCCCAUGAUUCUGUCUUGCUUCAGUCACUACUCCAUUGUCCACAUGGUGGCCAACAUGUAUGUCCUAUGGAUGUUCUCCUCUGGAAUUGUUUCUCUCCUAGGAAAAGAGCAGUUUCUUGCAGUCUAUCUCUCUGCUGGUGUGAUUUCCACGAUGGUCAGCUACGCGUGUAAAACAGCCACUGGGCGUUUCUAUCCAUCAUUAGGAGCCUCAGGUGCUGUCAUGGCUGUACUUGCUGCAGUCUGUACGAAGGUGCCAGAGGCCAAACUAGGCAUAAUCUUCCUUCCAGUGGUUACUUUCACAGCAGGGAAUGCUCUCAAAGCGCUUGUGGCCAUAGAUACAACUGGACUCAUGCUGGGAUGGCGAUUCUUUGAUCAUGCAGCUCAUCUUGGCGGAGCGCUCUUUGGAAUAUGGUAUGUGACAUAUGGUCACAAAUUAAUGUGGAGAAAGAGGGAGCCUUUUGUGAAACUGUGGCACGAUAUGCGUUCAACAGGCUCCAGAGGAUCUGGGUCAGGGGGACCUGGACAUUCGUAAAAUCCCUGGUAACCUCAGAGGGAAACAUUUCACUUCCUGUUGAGCUUUACAAGGACCGUUUUAUUGUUUGCUUUAAAA